Messenger RNA from Protomyces lactucae-debilis, 1335 nucleotides. Its product is annotated as glycosyl transferase family 21-domain-containing protein. Gene Ontology annotation, cellular component: membrane. NCBI's taxonomy places the organism in Eukaryota, Fungi, Ascomycota, Taphrinomycetes, Taphrinales, Protomycetaceae. The coding region runs from base 18 to 1271 and encodes 417 amino acids. Gene Ontology annotation, biological process: glucosylceramide biosynthetic process. The record is from RefSeq and is a predicted model, not a curated record. Gene Ontology annotation, molecular function: ceramide glucosyltransferase activity. The transcript has a single exon.
CCCACGACUGCAGCUGCAUGGGCUUGGUCGGCCGCUUCCUGAGCCAGCUAGCGUGCUUGCUCUAUCUUGUUCUCUGUACUAUCGCUCUCUAUGGCUAUUACUGCACAUACUACCGCUACAAUCUCAAAGGACGACAGGACUCAGCGGCAACAGAGCUGUUGGAUGAUGAAGAUGCAGACUCUCCCUGUGUCAGCAUUCUACGGCCUAUGCGGGGUCUUGAGCCACUUCUGGAAGAAUGCUUAGCCUCUGUAUUCAAUCAAAGCUAUCCCCUGGAUAAGUAUGAAGUCAUCUUGUCUGCAGCAGAGGAAGAAGAUCCAGCUGUGUUGAUUGCACGUCGUGUCAUGGCAGCUCAUCCACAUAUCCAAAGCACGUUGAUCCUUGGCGACUGCCCGGACGUCGGACCUAAUCCCAAGAUUGCAAACCUCGUUCAGUCUUGGGCAAGGGCAAAAUAUGAGAUUCGGUGGAUCUUGGAUAGUAAUGUGCUUGUACACCCUGGCACUUUGGCUGCUGCUGCACGACACUUCACAAUACGCGAUAGACCUGUUGUCAAUCUCGUUCAUCACUUACCUGUGGCUAUUGCGCUGCAAGGUGCUGGACUGGGGGCAAAACUCGAUGCACUGUACCUCUCAACGCUGCAUGCAAAAAUGUAUGCUUGCAUCAACGAUAUCAGUGUGGCGCCUUGCGUCAUGGGUAAGUCCAAUCUUAUUCGUGCAUCUGCACUAGAAGACGGGCAAAACAGUGGUAUUGCACGGUUCGCCAAGUAUAUCGCAGAAGACCAUUUGAUGGCAACGCACGUCUGGCGCGGUCGGCAUACACACGUUCUAGACCGCGAUUAUUGCGUAUUGCAACCCCUGCAAGAUAUAUCAUUCUUUGGAUUUCUUGCUCGGCGUGCACGUUGGAUACGUGUGCGCAAGUACAUGGUCACUGCCUCAACAUUGAUUGAACCUUUCACUGAAUGCUUUGUGCUCGGCUUGAUGGGCGCCUAUGCGAUGCAUGCCGUGCUAGAAACCAGCGUGCAGACGUGGCUAGCACUGCAUAUCCUUGCUUGGUUCUUACUGGACUAUGGACAAGCACAGGCACUCGCACAACACGGCGAUGCCAUCCCACAGCAAGCACGCAAGGCGAUACCUUUGUGGGAAUUCACAUAUGUCUGGUUUCUGCGGGAGUGUACGGCAUUACCUGCAUGGAUUUGGGCCAUGAGUAAUGACAAGAUUAGCUGGCGUGGUACACACUUUGUGAUACGACGUGACAUGACGGCUGUACGAGCAUAGGGGGGUACAUGAGCUUUGAUUAUGAUGCACUGAACUGUAGUAAAGAAGAGCCCUACUUGAAGAC